AAUCACAGAAAAACUGGUUGUUAUCUGUUUCCUCCUUCACCUGUGUAUAUCAUUUUGUGCAACUGUCCAUUUUUUUUCACAUGGUGAUGAAAUGUACCUGUACUAAUGAUACUAUCAUUUGGUCGCCUACGCCCCGUCCAACUUUCGGGACUUGUCGGUAGGGGAUCUCCCGCUUGAAAAACCGUAGUCGAGCGGUGAAUCUCGAUUGUGCUGUUUGCUUGAUCAACUGCCUUUUUGUCGCUGGCUUUGCUGGCGAAGUCUCGUCUUUGUUUGUAGUUUUGACCCUGAGAUUGUUGCAGACGAACUAGCGGUAAUUUUGUCAUGAAUACUCAUAAUCACGAUCAUUUGGCUGGUGUGGGAGGCGUCUUUCAAACUCUUGAUGAAAUUGAUUUCGCUAGAGGCCCUUGGACGCCAGCUAUGUAUGGCGACUAUCCCGCUAUUAAGCUGUAUUUGCAGAAGGGCGGCGAGCCGAAUUUGAUGGAUUCUUCUGGUUACACACCAUUGCAUUAUGCAGCACGGGGUGGAUACUAUAACAUAUGCAAUGAGUUAAUUUUGUCUGGAGCAAGUGUUAAUCACACAACAAAAUCUGGGAAAUCAACCUCUUUGCAUCGUGCUGCAUCACAGGGAUGUAAUGAUGUAGUAAAACUAUUGAUUAAAAAUGGUGCAAACCCACGAAUGAUUGAUGACGAUGGAAAGACUGCUUUGCAUAAGGCAGCAGAAGGAAAUCAUGCUGAAGUUUGCAGGCUAUUAAUAGAAUCAGCGCCAGAUACACAAAACGUAUUGGAUAAAAAAGUCAAAUAUCCCAAGGAUUAUGUCCUGUGUACAGAUGAUCAGAAGGAAACUUAUAAAGUUAUGUGGUGGACUUGAAAAAUAUAUUCAUAUCCAUGGGGUGAAAUUAUGCCAUUUUAAAAAUUCGAUCGAUUUCAAAGACGGAAAAAAAAGAAACAGUAUGAAGACCAUGUUUGCGGCGAUGACAAGAGACAGAGAAAUGCAUUCAAACAUUCAAAUUUCUUGACUGAAUUCGAGUAUUAGCAAUUUGGUCAUUCUUAAUUGUAUGAGUAUGCUCUUAAUUUCAAGUACAAAAAAAUGACUGCAAAAUUUUACAUCUUCGAUAUACAAAUUUAUAUUGUUCAAUUUUAUUUUGUUAAAUUAUUUAUUCCGUUAUUUUUAUUCAACUUUACAG
This is a messenger RNA of Styela clava, 1183 nucleotides long. RefSeq names its product ankyrin repeat domain-containing protein 61-like. Gene Ontology annotation, biological process: protein K6-linked ubiquitination. The record is from RefSeq and is a predicted model, not a curated record. NCBI's taxonomy places the organism in Eukaryota, Metazoa, Chordata, Ascidiacea, Stolidobranchia, Styelidae. Gene Ontology annotation, molecular function: ubiquitin-protein transferase activity; protein binding. Gene Ontology annotation, cellular component: BRCA1-A complex; BRCA1-BARD1 complex.